Molecule: messenger RNA, 5055 nt
Organism: Dermacentor andersoni
Lineage: Eukaryota; Metazoa; Arthropoda; Arachnida; Ixodida; Ixodidae
Source: RefSeq, a predicted model, not a curated record
GGAAAACAGUCUACCGGCUUUUACUUUUUCAACCGCAUAGUUGUGUAUGUUUACCGCUGCGAUUGAAAAUUACUUUGGCUGAUUUGUGUUUGCUCUUAAUUUUGCUUGUGAUGGCCUUGGCUGUGUUGCUUUCUUCUGCGUCCGAGGAGUUUGUACUUCAUUCAUUUCUCCGACAUAUCUCUGCCCUACGUGUGAAUCUAUCUCUUUUUAUAUUACACCUGUACUCCAUUCUGUUGUGGCUGGCUGGCUGGCUGACUGUGUGUUCCGGUAAGCAGCUGCGCCAACCGUAAUAUACGAGUUAAAAUAAAUUUGUUUAUUUACAAGCGUCUAUCUCGACCAUCUUUCUUCUCUUCUUUCUGUUCCCCGAGUAUCUUCUUACCGACACAUCACAAUAAAUAAAUAAAUAAAUAAAUAAAUAAAUAAAUAAAUAAAUAAAUAAAUAAAUAAAUAAAUAAACAAAUAAAUAAAUAAAUAAAUAAAUAAAUAAAUAGUGACUGUCCAGCUUCCUGUCGCACAGUAUUAAGGUUUCUGCUUUGUCCAUCCUACCAGAGAGACCCCACAGGGGCCGCAUGCUGUUGGCCUUGUUGAAGAACUCCACGCGUCCCGCAAACUCGACAUGGGAUCGCGCCGGUUUCCUGUGGGACCGCUUCGUGGACAAGGUGAGGGAGGCCCUCUACACAACGACGACGCGCCGCUCGUCAGGGUCUUCCACGGCUUCGAGGCUGUCUCGCUCGGAAGAGAAACCGCCGACGAGUGUGACUUCAGCGGCGUCUAGCACGUCGCCACGUUGGGCGGAAUCGAUCUCCUUCGAAGAGGACACGACGAUUGUCGACUACGGCAAGAUCGACGACCACGUCAUACUCGACGCCGGUUCGACGUCGGCGAACGAUUCUCGAGCGCACUCGGAAAGGCACCGUCUAAACCGGACGGGAGGAGGAUCGUGGGACAACGACGCUUCGUCUUCCAACUACGAUCACGUCGAACCGAACGUGAAACUCGGGAAGGCUGCAAACGGUUCGAAUGAAGCCUUGAACGGUUUUAACGACACGUCAGGCCUCGGGACAGCGGCGGGAACUGAACACGUCUACGCGACAUACGGCGCUGGGGCUGGCAAAAAAGCCUCUAGAACGAAAGGUACGUCGGCCGCGUGGAAAGAUCACGAAGGUGGUCCGAUCGCCAGCUCGACGCCGCCCCCGGAUGCGAGUAGAGCCAGCGAAAACAAAGCUCAGGAACGUGUUAGUUUAACUUCGGUGAGCCCUUCCUCCCUGGAAGCACCACGUAGCGAGAUCGAACCGAUCGGUGCGCUAUCCGCAAAUAAAUCGAACGACGGGACGAUGCGAGGCGCAAGAAUGCAGGAGACGCAGCCGGAACAAGAAUGGGGUAGUCCUUCAAUUCAAAAGAAAGACUUGGCGCCUCAAAAAGCGCCAACGGUCGAGGGCAAGUACACGGAAACCGGAAGCACAUUCCUUGGGUCUGGGGUCAAUGAGGUCGUUGGAAGAGUCACGUGGACAUCCCGUACUUCCGAGAAUAACGAUUCCGUAGAUCCCGCCGAACUCGAAGGUUGGCCGCUUGAAGAACUACGGAGAGGCGUCGAUGCCGAAAGCCCCGCGGACAGUCCGAAUCUUCGUUUACGAGGAAGCGAGAACGCGUCCUACGCAACUACGCCCACUUCGAACGUUACACUAAAUCUGCCGGGUUUGAAGGGAACUGGUAUUUUGAAAGACAGCGAAGAAAAUUUCAGAUGGUCCAAAAAUGACGGUGACAUUUUCGUUGCGCCGAAAUCCGACGUCAGUGGCGCUACUUUUGGCGUACCUCGAGCCGUUCCAGGAUCUAAUCAGGCAGUCUUCGAGGGCCUCUCCAGCGUAACGCUUGGCUACGACGAAGGCAUACUGUAUCCUUUAACAAAGCCUUCAGGGUACGGAAGAAGAAUGAAAGUUUCAGGAGCAGGGAGUGCGCCUCACUCAUUUGCUAAUGAAACUGGUAAUCCUGCAGUAAGCUUGGUGCCGCCGAAUAGCGUUCGUGGAACAGUCGGUAGCGUACUUGCUGGCGACAGUGUGUAUCCAGUAAAGACAGACAGCCCACCUCCGAGAUCAAAGACCGAACACUUACUUACUGAUGGCUCUGUUGCACGCCUUUACCUGCCAGAUGUGACCGAAAGUGAUGAAAGUACUUCGUCGCCGAGUCCAGAAGCACUAUUUCCGGAGACGUACCGAAUUGCACGUACGAAGGGCAAGACAAAGCUUACCGUUGACGCGUGGUCUGCGAAGCCAUUAGAUUUGAACAAUUCGAAACGGACCGAAGGCUGGGUAAGUGCUGGCGAACAACGAAGACGACCAAACAUUGCAGACGAUCUUGCUUACGACCGUACCCUUCUAAGACGUCAAACGGCUCGAGGCGGCAAAGGCAGCGCCGAAGGUGGACGUGGGCUCAGCGAGCGACCGCUGCUCAACGUGGAGGCGCUGACCUCAGCCUCGUCCGCUGGUUGGCGGCCCGCCGAAGGGACAGGGAAGUUCAGGCAGCUCCACGUGGCCGAGAAUGGUGACCCCAACACAGAGCCAUUUCAGGAGGACCCAGCGCCGGAAGAAGAGGCCAUGGAAAACAAGGCGACGCGGUCAGAUACUGCCCCUCCGUCGCUGGAGGGGCAUCCCAGGGACUUCUCACCAAUGCCCAGAGGAAGUUCAUCGACGAUGACGACGACCGAUUCGUUCAAUCUGCUGCGCGAACUCGACCGCAUCGCCGACGAGUUCACCGAGUUCCUCGACAGGAAGGAGCGGCGCGAACGGGAUGAAGAUCGAGUCUAUACCACCGUUGACCCGGAGGAAGAGCUGCUCGAUGCGGACGAAGCGAUAACAACGAUCGAUGACGGCGACCAUUCUUUGGCUGCUUCUUCCGAAGUCGAUGACCUCGGAGUCGAGUGGGAUGCGAGGCACAUCGGUGGUCCGACGAGCCCAGAAGAGGCGGGCCCCACAGCCUUCCCCGCACGCGAUGAAGAGCAGUUCUCGGAGCACCCAGCAGAAGAGAGGAGAAACCGCAUUGCCAGAGCGAAAACAGAAUCACCAUUAUACUGCUCUGUCGGGCCAACAUACUCGGGGCCUUUUCCUCCAGCACUCUGCAGUUACUUCGUCGUUUAUGACUCGGUGCAUUACGAUUCAAGCAAGAACACCUUACGAGCGGUCUUCAGAGGUUCGUGGAGCGAGGUGGCGGACAGUGAUGACCGCUUCAGGCUCGGACCCCGCGUUCUCCUGGCCCUCGAUGCCAAUCAGCUGCGGGCCGUGGUCGCAGACUUCCCUGUGUUCGUGGUCUUUGCUGCCAAGGCGAGGUCGUUAAUUCAAGAGCGAAGCCUCACCGGACUUGCCUUUGACCUGAGCCUGGCGACGGACUACGACGUCCGCUCGCACGCCACGCUUCUCCAGGGGACGAGAGACUACAUGCCGGGCUAUCACUUUAUUGGUCUCAUCGACUUCGUCGCCGCAACCGGACUUCUGCGAACGAACCUAGCAGAACUCGCGGGGUCAGUGCACAAAGUAUUUCUGCGCAACGACCCACGCCACGUACACACCAUCGGUACCUCGGUUCCAAAUCCCUUUGCUUCGUCAAACCGCAAGUCCUAUUCCGUGGAGAACGCGAUGCGGCUGGCAGAGAGCUUGAGGCUGGUGUCCCCGGACCGCGAUCACGUCUGCUUGAGCGUGUCGCUGGCCGUGUACAAGUUUAACGUCUCCGACCAGGACGCUGACGCUCCGUCCAACCCCGGCGUUGGAUCACUGGCCUCUGACGUCAACACGGCUUUCUCCUACUCGGAGCUUUGCGAGGAGUACAAAGAUCCUCACCGGCACUUCGACGAUGCCACUCUCUCGACGUACGUGCACGUAGGUGGGGCGUGGCUCGGCUUCGAUGACGACAUGUCGAUGGAGAUAAAGAUUGACAAGCUGUCUCGAGGACACCGCGUCGGCUGCCUGCUGGCCGACAACAUCGACUUGGACGACUUCAGGAACGUUUGCAAGAAGGGCGAAUUCCCAAGGCUGCGCCUGCUCAAGCGCUCUGUGUUGAGCCGAGAGCGACGAUAGAUUCCUGCUUUCCCGCUAUCAAUCACCUGAACAGACCAGCGUCAUUGGACUGCAGAGAACGUAGUAAAUACAAAAGAAAGCAUGGUCAGCAUAACAUAUUUAUUUUCAAAAAGAAUACGACAAAAAAAUGCGUCACUCAUUUCUGUGUCGCUAAAGAGAAGCGUUGUCUUCAUCUGUAGACACUGGUCCCUGGCAUUAUAGAAAAGAAGGCUGGGUUUAUUCUGAGCGCUACAUGAUAACUGUUGCAUGACCACACAGGCGAGCACUCAGCUACAAGCGGGUAACUUUUGUCUCGCUUUGAACCAGCAUGCAACUUUCAACGUGUUUCCCGUGCUCCACCAAGGAUUGCUGGCACACAAAGUAAAGAGCGCUACUACAGGGAGCGCUAGUGAUAUUUUUUUCCCGCUUGGGUUGCCACUCUGCAUAACGUCAGUAUGGAACUAAAUAUAAGCAUGCAGGCCCGUUUCGUAGAGAUCCUGCAAUAGUGACUUAUAAAAUGUGGUGUCUAUGUCCAUCUUUCAUAGUCUUCAGCUUGAUCGAUUCAUAACCCGCCGAACAUUUUCUACACUUGUAGACGGGCAGCAGUCCGGUUCUUUUACAUGAAGGCUCCGUUCUGGCACCGUUAUUAAGCUUGAAAGGUUUUCACCUCGCGUUGCCGGCGACCUUCAAGUGACCUUGAGCCAAAAGCCGGAUCAGUUAUCUGGGCAAGUUGCGAGAACAAAACGAGAUCCGGGCAACCAGGCAAAACUUAAGAAAAUGCGGUCUGUGGUCCCCAACUCUUUGUAUAGGACCGCUUUACAUACGCUAGUUAGUGCCCCCCCCCCCAAAAAAAAAAAUAUUGCUUCCGAGUUCUUUAUAAUGUUUGUUCACAAUAUUACUCAAGCUGGAACUUCUAGUACGCUGAAGUUUUGCUUGUCAUCUACAAUGGCGACGUUCAAAAGGCAGAUAGGGGGCGCCACACACGUCAUUGUGCAAUCAAUUAAAGCUAGGC